AUGGCUAAGAGCUUGCCAAUAAUAGACAUGCAAGAUAUAUCAAGUGAUAAAAAAAUAGUGAAAUCACUUGAACGUUGGGGUUGUUUUAGGCUUGUUAAUCAUGGCAUUCCACCACAACUCUUGUCGGAAAUAAUGGCGAUUGGCCGGACGUUAAUGGAACUUCCGGUGGAAAUAAAGGGGCUAAAUGUUCAUAAAGAUACAAGUUUUGGUUAUAUUCCGGUAAAUAUGACUAGUUCCAUGUUUGAAUCUUUAGGGGUUUAUGAUGCAACUUUAUAUGAGGAUUUAGAUUAUUUUUCCUCUCAAUUCAAUCUAUCUCCUCAUCAAAGGGAGGUAAUGAUGAAGUAUUCAAAAGCAAUUUAUGAUUUAACAAAGAAACUUGGGAUUAAGCUCAUGGAAGGUCUUGGUUUAGAAAGUGGAGAUUUGUUUAAGGAUUGGCCUUGCUUAAUGAAGUUUAAUAAGUAUAAUAAUAAUCCUGAAACAAUUGGAUUAACAGGAGCUAUAACACACACCGAUAAAGGAUUUUUCACUAUUUUAUUGGAUGAUGAAUUAGUUAAUGGACUUGAAAUGCUUGAUGACCAAACUAAUGAAUUUAUUCCUGCUAAUCCAAUUCCAGGAUCAUUUCUUGUUAAUGCUGGGGACAUUGCUAAGGCAUGGAGCAAUGGAAGAAUUUGCAAUGUGAAGCAUAGAGUACAAUGCAAUGAGCCAAGAGUACGAUACUCCAUUACAUUCUUUGUGUUGGGACCAAGAAAUGCAAAAGUGGAAACACCUUCUAAAUUGGUGGAUUCUCAACAUCCUCCUCUCUAUGUUCCUUUUCAUUUUGAAGAAUAUUGUGCCCUAAGAACUUCAACUACAUUCAUACAGGGUGAAGUUCUUGAUUUGUUUCGUGAAAAAGCUGACUUAAUCAUUGCAGAUGUUUCUGACGAAAUUUUCGUUGAUAAUUAG
This is a messenger RNA of Solanum verrucosum, 942 nucleotides long. RefSeq names its product 2-oxoglutarate-dependent dioxygenase DAO-like. Lineage: Eukaryota; Viridiplantae; Streptophyta; Magnoliopsida; Solanales; Solanaceae. Gene Ontology annotation, molecular function: indole-3-acetaldehyde oxidase activity; dioxygenase activity. Gene Ontology annotation, biological process: auxin catabolic process. The coding region runs from base 1 to 942 and encodes 313 amino acids. The record is from RefSeq and is a predicted model, not a curated record. The transcript has 3 exons.